Vanessa atalanta (red admiral) is the source of this 6212-nucleotide messenger RNA. RefSeq names its product cyclin-T-like (gene CycT). NCBI's taxonomy places the organism in Eukaryota, Metazoa, Arthropoda, Insecta, Lepidoptera, Nymphalidae. The transcript is spliced from 10 exons. The coding region runs from base 414 to 2759 and encodes 781 amino acids. Gene Ontology annotation, cellular component: nucleus; cyclin/CDK positive transcription elongation factor complex. The record is from RefSeq and is a predicted model, not a curated record. Gene Ontology annotation, molecular function: cyclin-dependent protein serine/threonine kinase activator activity. Gene Ontology annotation, biological process: positive regulation of DNA-templated transcription, elongation; regulation of transcription by RNA polymerase II.
AAGAAGUGUAUUGUUUCUACAGUGGUGGUCGGCCAUUUGCACCGUGUGACAGAGUAUUUAGAUCUUCAUUCUGUCACCGGAGUCCUCACUGUGAAACCACCAAAAAUUUACAAUGGCGACCAUUUGAUUAUAGCUACGAAGUUAUACAAAAAGUGACCAAAUUUUUUUACAUAACUUUUCAUAUAAGUGGUAGUUGUGAAUAACUUAAUUUUAUUUUACUUUUCAUUUUGUGAAUAAUUUUGGUGUUGUUAACUUCAAAAUGGUAUUUAAUAUAUUGUAAAUCAGUCAAAUGUUAACGUGGUCUGCAUCCGUUCGUCGCUGUCAUAGCGCCGUCCUUUUCCCACUCACGCACAUAGACGGAGCACAGCUCUCCGUCGUGCUUCUUCGUGGGCAGUCAUUGGAAUAUCCAUUCAAUGGCUGGAGGACAAGAAAAAUGGUAUUUUACAAAAGAGCAACUACAGAAUUCAGCAAGCCGAAAAUGCGGCUUAGAUGCGGAUAAAGAGCUAGCAUAUCGGCAGCAGGCCGCGAAUCUCAUACAAGACAUGGGCCAGCGGCUUCAAGUUUCUCAGCUAUGUAUCAAUACAGCAAUAGUUUAUAUGCAUCGGUUCUACGCGUUCCACUCCUUUACACAGUUUCACAGGAACGCUAUUGCCGCUGCAGCACUGUUCCUCGCCGCAAAGGUCGAGGAGCAACCAAGAAAGUUAGAAUAUGUAAUAAAGGUAGCACAUGUCUGUCUCCACAGAGGUGAGGGAGUGAACGCUCUCACCUCUGAACAGUAUCAGGAACAGGCGCAGGACUUGGUUUUCAACGAGAAUGUCCUGCUACAGACAUUAGGUUUCGAUGUAGCGAUCGACCACCCGCACACGCACGUGGUGCGCACCUGCCACCUUGUAAAAGCGCCCAAGGAUUUGGCUCAAACAUCAUACUUUAUGGCGUCAAACAGUCUGCAUCUCACGACGAUGUGUCUCCAGUACAGACCGACGGUUGUCGCUUGCUUCUGCAUACACCUGGCAUCGAAGUGGAGUAAUUGGGCGAUACCGCAAUCGCACGAAGGCCGGCACUGGUUCUCGUACGUGGACCGCAGCGUGACGACGGAGCUGCUGGAACGGCUGACGGCCGAGUUCCUUCACAUAUUCGACAAGUGCCCGUCGAGGUUGAAGCGGAAAAUGAUGACAAUGUCAAACAGUGGAGGCUCCCCGGGAGCGCACCCGCCCGGCUCGGCGGUUGCGAACUCUCCCUUCGACAAAAACAAGCACUCGCUCGUCAACAGCGAUGAAAUCGACAAGUCAUUUGAUAAAGAAUAUGAACGCGAAAGGCGACGUCAACAACCCCCGGGAGGUUACGUGCCGGCAACCGCGCCACCGAACCCCACACAACCACAGAAAAUAGAUUACAAUCUAUACAGAGAGAAACGGGAGAGAGAAGAGAGAGAGAGACGGGAGGAGAGGGAGAGGCGACAACAACAAACUAUUCAAAGGCCAGGGGUUCCUCAACCGAAUCCAAGGCCGAACCCACCACCACCACACCACCGACCCUCCAGCCAACACCACAAACCUCACCAUCCUUGGCCCCACAAACCGCCCCAUCACAAACCGCCUCACGAUCACAGGCACAGACAACUACCCGUACCUUCGACUUCUUCAAGUCAGCCGGUGGUUCCGCAUCAGCCGGAAGUCCCCCAACGUACCCGUCCACCGUCUUUAUUCUCACCAGAGAAUACUACCCCAGCGGUUGCGGCGUCUGCACCCAGACGACCCCCCUCGAACCCCCAACAGAGGCCUAGGCCGGAACCUAGACCGGUUCCCAAUUUACCUCAACCUCCUCCAAACGUAGCACAGGAACAAAAACCUCAUUCAGCCAGUCCACACAAAAAACGUCCAGACCCCACGGCUGUUGUUCGAGACAUGCAACCCCCUGCCAUUCUAUCGCCCUUCUCGUCACCCCCUAACAAAGAAAUGAAAUCUAGACAGAGAUUGCCUUCAAACUCUGAACCUGAAUUAGUACCUGUAGUUAAAAAAAUUGAUGAAACGCCCGGUUAUGAAAACGUCAUUAGGGACUCUCAGCGCGGCAACGCUAUCAAAACUAGACAGCCCGAGAGGAAGCCCGACACGAGGUCUCUGAACGGUAUCGAAACGGAUCCCACUCUCGUAUCGAAUCUCCUCAAGGAGAGCUUAGUGAAACCGGUUCCCAUUACCGUCCCGACGGAGAAGAAAUCGCCCGUGGAGGUUAAAAAGGAACCGGUGAUAGAGACGCCCGCGCCCCCACCGGCUCCCCCACCUCAAUUGGAGCCCCCUCCCGUCCCCCAACCCCAGCCUCAGCCGAUCCCUCAGCCGACCGAGGAGUCGGAACACAAACACAAGAAAGAGAAGAAGAAGAAGGACAAACACAAACACAAGGAUCGCGACAAAUCGAAAGAGGAGAGAAAGAAACACAAGAAGGACAAGGACAAGGAGAAGAAGGCGGAACCUCUCCCCCCCGCUCCCGAGACGGACGGAACCCUCCGGAUAACGAUACCGAGGGAGAAGCUGUCGACGAGCCCCGGGCUCAAGAUAAAGAUCCCCAAGGAGAGGCUCGCCGUCCCGCCGCCGCCGCCGCAGAACGCCGGCCUCAAGAUCAAGAUAUCGAAGGAGGUGCUCGAGACGUCGCGCAAGCGGCCGGCGGGCGACCACGCGGGCCCGCCGCACAAGCUGCCGCGGCCCGAGGCCCCCCACCCGAACAAGGUCGACCACACACUCGGCAACGGGCACCCGGGCAAGUGACACCACACAUCCCGUAGCGCUACGUGUGUCGACGUUCCUCAUCAACAAACGGACCUCACUAGUGUAGUGUAAUUACUACCGGUUUUAUUUGUUUGUAACUCUUUUUUUUUUAUUUCCUCCCCACACUCAUGGUCACACGCGACGUGUCGCGAUGCUUGGGCGUUUGAUGUUAGUUUCAUCAUUUUUAUUUCUCGUGUCGAUUUUUUUUUUUUUUAAUUCGUUCUUGUUUCGAAUAUUGACUAUUUUUGUAAAUGGAAUGUUAGUUUUGCGAUGAAAAGUGAUGGAACUAUAUGGUUUGAGAAUUGUGUUUGUAAAUAUGGGACGAAUUGUCUUUUUUUUUUUAAAUCGGAAAUGUAUAUAAAAUUAAUUAUAUAACCAGUCGCGUCUAAUUAUUCUAAUGCCUGCAUUUUGGAUAUAAAGUUAGCCCAAUGAUUGACUGAAAAAGCAUUGUUCCCGCUUUGUUCAAAACAAGUUGAAUUGUAUUUUAAUCGAUUAAUUUGUAUUUAUAUAUAAAGUGAUAGUGGAUUUCAUAUCGAUUCUGUAAUCGAAAAGUUAACGAAUAUCUUAUCGUCAUAUAAACUCAAAUGAACAUGAAUUAAGUUUUGUUGUACAGGAGUGGAUUUGAUUCGGAAUAUUUUUAAAUAUAGUGUCUGUUUUGUGAUAUGUUUGAUUCUAUUUUUGUAAUACAUAUAUGUCAAUAAAAUGAUUUUACACUUAAAUAAUUGUUAGAUAACAAAGUCUCAAAUUUUGUCGCCAUUUUGCCGUAAGGCUAAAUCCUCUCCUGGCUUUUUUAAUCAACGAAAUAAUAAAACAUUAAGUAAAUAAUGGAAUAAAAUAGUGAAACGUACGUUAAAUAUUUUCAUUCCAAAAUCGAAAUGAAAUUCUUAGUAAUCAACAAGUUCCUUGUAUGCUUUUUGGAUAUAUCCAUCUUACUAAUGAUAAUUGAUAAAACUGAUAAAAGAUUUUUAAAUAUUCGAAUUAUGACAGUUCGCUAUGCCUUAUAAAUGUUAUAGAAUUCCAUAAAUAAAUUCAUAAUUAAUGCCUGUUUAAUCUUUCGAACCAGAGAUGGCGCUGUAUGUACAUUUAAACGAGCUAUUGUUUGGUUUUCUUUACUGUUUAACGUUUAGUAGUAAACCACCCACCCACUGGCAUUACAUUAUCGCCAGAGUGUCGGGUAUACAGCAGUCAAUAGUCUAGUUUUAUAUUAAUAUCCGGCUCGAAGGACCAUAAUCAAUCAGACUCAAUUUCAAAGUUUCAAAGUUAAAAAAAAAAUUAAUAUACUUACCAUAGCUCCGAUUUCUUGCAUUUUUCCGGGAUUAGAAGUGAUCUGUGUCUCUUCAGCCCAUAAAUUGUAUGGGAGAAACAUGUCGAUAAAAUAUAUUAUGAAUAUUUGUACAGAUUAACAAUUGUACAAUAUAAUUACAUAAUACAAAACAUUAGUAAGAAUUAAUCAAUGACACUAAACUCUGAUCUUUUGACUUGUGACACUCAUGGGGUCAAUAAACUUGACACUCACAGCUGACUGAUUGUUUGACGAUAAUGCUGUCCUAGUAACUGUUGAGCUGAUAUUGUUAUAGGAGUUUUUCUGAUAAUAUUUCUCUAUUAGUCUGGAGUUUAGAAAUGAAACUUCCUCGAAAGCACGCAAAAGCAUGCGAAUACUGAACCCCGAAAUACUUUUAUAUGUGAUUGUGGUCCUGUCCAAUAUUGCGUUUAAGAACGCACUUGUGAUCUAAUGAUAGCUUGAUUAAACGUAAAUAAGACGUCUUUAAUAUAUCUAUAAUCGAAGUUAAUAUAUAAACAUAAAUAAUAAUAUUCUCUCGUAAAGUAAAAGCCUUCGAAUAAAAAGCACAAUAUGUUCACAUUUUAUAUGAAAUAAUGUUAAAUAUCACAUAGCAAUAAUAGAAUUGAAGUAGUUUUAUAGCAACUAAAAGAUAUAGACUGAGAUUUUAAAUAUGUAUGUACAUUUAUAUUAAACUUAGAAACCAAAAUAAUACCCAAAAUUACUUAGAUGUAAAAUUUGCCUCAAUUUUUUUUUUUUAUCGAUAAGUAAUUUCAUUGUUUGUUUUGUCUGAAAAGGCGAAGGUAAUUGAAUCAUACAGCCUAUAAGUAAUAUCGAAUUGUUUUGUUUCAAUUUUCAGUAAAUGAAUACUUUAAAGUUAUUUUAAUUGUAAUCUUAGUAUUUUUAAAAAAGUAGAAUAUAUUUUAGUUGAAUUUUAUUCGUCAUUAAGUGACUACGAAAAUAAUUAGCUUAUAGUUUUAAUGUAAUUGUAGUGUAGGGGCCGCUUAGUAUAUUUUUUUUCGUCUCUGGCAGGCCCAAGACUAAACAUUGAGUUUUUUUUUUUUUUUUUAAAUUAAAUACCAUUUGAAAAAGUAAAUUUAUCUGUGGCUGUGAAGACCACUGCAGUCUUAAUUUAAAAAUUAGAUAACAUUUUUUUUUUAGUUAAAUAGUUUAUCCGUUAAGAUAGUGUAUUGAAUUUAAUUUCGAUAUGUGACGGUUCUUAUGAUAUACUGACGAUUUAACUUAGGUGCGUUGAAGUUAAGUGAAUAAAUUUAAAAAUGUAUGAAUAAAUGACCUAACUAGUAAUGUUUGUGAACGAAAUGUGUCCGUAAGUGCUGCAAUUAUUUUCAUAUAAAUAAUACUUAAUGUCCGUUAUAAAUCUUACGUCCUUGACCAUGUGGUCAUUUCAUGUGUUUAGAAAUAGCUAGAGAAUGUAGUAUUUUAAAAUCGAUAAGUAAUCGUUUCUUAUAUAAGACUCGAUGAAAUUAGAUCGUUGACACAUUUUUUUUCUCUUAAGAUGAAAAUUAAAAAAAAAAGUAAUAAUUUUUAGUCGUAGACGUUUAUCGUUAGAAUUAUUUCUUUUUAAUAUAGAAAUAAGACGUGUAAAUUUUGUAAAUUAUAUACGAAUUCGUAAGUUAGACGAUUCUAGCGUUAUUUUUCAUUAUCGAGAUGAUUAGAAUUAUAAUGUCGGAUAGCUUCGAUUCGAGUAUUAUUUGGGAAAAAACUCGGAUCGGAUUUAAAAAUAAUAAUAAUAUUUCCGAACAAAGUGGGACAAUGUACGUUAUUAACAUAUUUAUUAUUAAUAAAAAAAAAAGAAGAAGAAGAAAUACUGUAUAAUAAAAUUAUCUAAAUAGGGUACGGCCACGGUUCUUAAUGCUGAAAUAAUACAUGUGAUAAAACAGUUUGAAAUCAGGUAUAUAAUGGUUGUAACUAGAAUUGUUGUCUAAAUGUGUAUACGUACGUUCGUUUUGUAAUCGCCUGUUGGGUGACCCUGAAAUUUUUAGCUUUUGUACAAUUUAAUCGCUUGAAUCGUGGUCGACACGUUCAGGGCAGCCCUCUUGGAUUCUGACCAAAAACUUAGCUAAAAUGUAUGCGAAAAAACAAAGUAUUAAGAAAUUAAAAAAAAAAAAAAAUAGCAUAUCUAUAUAUUUGGAAUUUAUUUCGCCGUUUAAUUA